This is a messenger RNA of Malaclemys terrapin pileata, 1221 nucleotides long. Its product is annotated as brain-specific homeobox/POU domain protein 3. Bases 29 to 1054 code for a protein of 341 amino acids. NCBI's taxonomy places the organism in Eukaryota, Metazoa, Chordata, Testudines, Emydidae. Gene Ontology annotation, biological process: regulation of transcription by RNA polymerase II. The record is from RefSeq and is a predicted model, not a curated record. The transcript is spliced from 2 exons. Gene Ontology annotation, molecular function: DNA-binding transcription factor activity, RNA polymerase II-specific; RNA polymerase II cis-regulatory region sequence-specific DNA binding.
CACUGCGUCUCUUUUCCUCUCUGUCACCAUGAUGUCUAUGAACAGCAAGCAGGCUUUCAGCAUGCACCCCAUCCUGCACGAGCCGAAAUACACCCACCUGCACACAAGCUCGGAGGCCAUCAGGAGAGCCUGUCUGCCAGCCCCCCAGAUCCAAGGCAAUAUUUUCGCGGGCUUCGAUGAGACUUUGCUGAGAGGGGCUGAAGCUCUGGCAGCUGUGGAUAUAGUGUCUCAGAAAACCCAUCCCUUCAAACCAGAUGCCACCUACCACACCAUGAGCAGCGUCUCCUGCACGCCUACCUCUUCUUCGGUUCACCUGCACCACCCCUCGGUGCUGACCACCCACCAUCACCACCACCACCACCACCAGCCCUCGCAGGGUUUGGAAGGGGAGCUCCUGGACCACCUCAACUCUGCCAUCCCGCUGGGGGGUGUGCCCGGACCCGAGGUGGGCUCCACGCCCUCCCACCCGCACUCCCAUAUGCCAGCCCUCAACCACAUGGCCCACCACCCUCAGUCCAUGAACAUGUCCCACCCCCACGGCUUGGGCUCCCAUGCUGUCAUCUCAGGCCCCGAGACAGAGACAGACCCCAGGGAGCUGGAGUCCUUUGCUGAGCGGUUCAAGCAGAGGAGGAUCAAACUUGGGGUGACCCAGGCAGACGUGGGCUCCGCCUUGGCCAACCUGAAGAUCCCAGGUGUUGGCUGCUUGAGCCAGAGCACCAUCUGCAGGUUCGAGUCCCUCACCUUGUCCCACAACAACAUGGUGGCCCUGAAGCCCAUUUUGGAGGCUUGGCUGGAGGAGGCUGAGAGGGCUCAAAGAGAGAAAAUGACCAAGCCCGAAAUCUAUACUGGCGGGGACAAGAAACGCAAGCGCACUUCCAUAGCAGCCCCGGAGAAGAGGUCGCUGGAAGCUUAUUUUGCUGUGCAGCCCAGACCUUCCUCGGAGAAAAUCGCAGCCAUUGCAGAGAAGUUAGACUUGAAGAAGAACGUGGUGCGCGUCUGGUUUUGCAACCAAAGACAGAAACAGAAAAGGAUGAAAUUUUCUGCAACCUACUGAGAGCUGGAGAGGGGAUGGGAGGGCAGAGAAAACCAGUGUUCGCCCCCUCCCCCAAACCAGCCCUGGAAUGAUCUGCCUCCCCAGCUCCUAAAUCAGGCAGAUUUUUUUUUUAAGGGAAAACCACUUCUCUCUCCUCUCGAAUCCGUCGUUGUCUCUGCAAAUCAAGG